Molecule: messenger RNA, 1100 nt
Organism: Ornithorhynchus anatinus (platypus)
Lineage: Eukaryota; Metazoa; Chordata; Mammalia; Monotremata; Ornithorhynchidae
Product: olfactory receptor 14J1-like
Exons: 2
Coding region: 62-991 (309 amino acids)
Biological process (GO): G protein-coupled receptor signaling pathway
Cellular component (GO): membrane
Molecular function (GO): G protein-coupled receptor activity; odorant binding; olfactory receptor activity
Source: RefSeq, a predicted model, not a curated record
AGGCGGGAAGGGGUCCAACCUGCAAGGCAAAGGCAGGAAAACACGAUAUCACCUUAAAAGCAUGGGCAGUGGCACGGCGGUGACAGAAUUCCUCCUCCUGGGUUUCUCAGAGGUCCAGGAGCUGCAGCUGUUCCACGCCGCUCUGUUCCUCCUACUCUACCUGGUGGCCCUGAUGGGGAAUCUCCUCAUUGUUGCCAUCACCGCCCUCGACCAGCGCCUCCACACCCCCAUGUACUUCUUCCUCAGGAACCUGUCCGUCCUUGACCUCUGCCUCAUCUCCGCCAUUGUCCCCAAGUCCAUCCUCAACUCCCUGACCAACAACAGAUCCAUCUCUUUCCCGGGUUGCAUCCUCCAGGUGUUUUUCUUCGGAUUUGCUGCCAGUUCUGAAAUGGCCUUGCUCACGGCAAUGUUCCACCACCGCUACGUGGCCAUUUGCUGCCCCCUGAGCUAUGACAUUAUCAUGCAUCCAAAGGCUUGUGGGAAGAUGGUGGCUGCCUCCUGGCUCAGCGGGGCUCUCAAUGGCCUCCUGCACACGGCUGCAUCCUUCUCCUCACCCUUCUGUGGGUCCAAAGUGAUUAAUCAAUUCUUCUGUGACAUCCCUCCGCUGCUGAGACUCUCUUGCUCCAGGGGUUUCCACAGUGAGCUGGGAGUCAUUGCUUUCAACGUGCUUAUAGGGUCGAGCUGUUUUGCCUCCAUAACUCUAUCUUAUGUGCGCAUCUUCUCGGCUGUGCUGAGGAUGAGGUCCACAUCAGGCCGGGCCAAAGCCUUCUCCACCUGCCUGCCCCACCUCGCCGUCGUGACUUUAUUCGUCUCCCCAGCCCUGUUAGAAUAUUCCACCUUCAUCUCCAAGCCCCCAUCCAUUCUGGACCUGGUAGGGUCCCUCUUCUACACUGUGGUGCCUCCCACCCUGAACCCCCUCAUCUACAGCCUGAGGAACCGGGACGUGAAGACAGCAGUGAGAAAACUUGUCUGCAGAUCAAAAACCAUCUGAGACAAUCCCCUCCUCAGCUUUGUCAUACCACGUCCCCCUUUUUCAAAGCCCUUGUGGGUGGUCUCCAAUGGAGUUGGCUGUGUGAAUGAGGGUGUCAAUGUGGAUUGUC